Molecule: messenger RNA, 1701 nt
Organism: Rattus norvegicus (Norway rat)
Lineage: Eukaryota; Metazoa; Chordata; Mammalia; Rodentia; Muridae
Source: RefSeq, a predicted model, not a curated record
GGGAGUCAUGAUCUUGGACUUAUAAUAGUAAUGUAAACUGAUCAGAACAUAAAAUUUCUGUUCUGAUCCCCCAAAAUAAAAAUGAGUCAGAAGAUUUUGUUUUAGACUACUCACUUCAACAGCAUAAAGAUAUAUUUCAUUUAAGGAGUACUUAAGUAGAACUCACGCAUAAAGGGAUGGAAGUCUCUAUGUAGGGCAAAGGAUAUCUCCAACUAUUUUCUGAAAAUGUUGACUAUUUUGAAAGCCCACCAGUAAUAUGAGAUUGUCAAUUAAUCGCAACUUUGCCAGCAGAACUAGCAGAAGAAAAUGUUUAAAGGAAAUGUUUCUGAUGUGACUGAGUUCAUCCUCGCUGGGUUGACAGACAAACCAGAGCUGCAGCUGCCCCUCUUCCUCCUCUUCCUAGGAAUCUAUGUGCUCACAGUGGUGGGGAACCUGGGCAUGAUCACCCUGAUACUAUUCAGUUCUCAACUACACACACCCAUGUAUUAUUUCCUCAGCAGUCUGUCCUUCAUUGACCUCUGCCAAUCGACUGUCAUUAUUCCCAAAAUGCUGGUGAACUUUUUGGCAGUGAAGAACAUCAUCUCCUACCCUGAAUGCAUGACUCAGCUCUACUUUUUCAUUAUUUUUGCUAUUGCAGAGUGUCACACGCUAGCUGUAAUGGCGUAUGACCGCUAUGUUGCCAUCUGUAACCCCUUGCUUUACAAUACUGUAAUGUCCUAUCAAGUGUGGUCUUGGAUGGUAUUUGGAGUAUAUAGUCUGGCUUUGAUUGGUACCACAAUUCACACAGUCUGCAUACUAAAAAUGCAUUUCUGUGAGGCUGAUACAAUAAAUCAUUACUUCUGUGAUCUUUAUCCACUCCUAGAACUCUCUUGUUCUGACACUUUUAUUACUGAAGUAGUAGUUUUAUGUUUUGGUGUUUUUAAUAUCUUUGUUCCAACUCUGACGAUCCUAAGCUCUUAUAUCUUCAUCAUUGCCAGCAUCCUCCGGAUUAAAUCCACUGAAGGCAGGUCCAAAGCCUUCAGUACCUGCAGUUCACACAUAUCUGCUGUUACAAUCUUCUUUGGUUCCCUUGCAUUUAUGUAUCUGCAGCCAUCAUCGGUCAGCUCCAUGGACCAAGGGAAAGUGUCCUCUGUAUUUUAUACCAUUGUUGUGCCCAUGCUGAACCCCUUUAUCUACAGCCUGAGAAACAAAGAUGUCCAAGUUGCUCUAAAUAAGUUCCUUGAAAGAAAGUUUUUCUUGUGAACAAAACGGAAAUUUCUUUACUAACAUUCAUGUUUAUAUGAAUAUAGCAAACAGUUCAUAUGUCUAAGUAUGGUCACAUAGUGUGAGAUUAGUGCUAUCACCAUUUAUUUUUGAAGUUACCAAAGGCAGGACAAGUUUUACCCAGUGGGACAUAUGAAGGACAGCAUCUGCCUGGGAUUCAGAAAAGCCAUCUGCUUAUCAUAACAUGUGUCACACUAUUCAGUUUGUCAAACACUCAAGAGCCUUCUUGUGAAUGACUGAUUUAUGUAUGUGAACUAUGUUCCUUUUAUGCAAGACAUAUUUAUCCUACAGUGAAGAGUAAAUACAUGUGCCCUGAAUUCUUGGUCAUCUCAAUAUUCUAUGUAAUUAGCCUCUCUAAUUAGAUACAUUUGUAAAGAUUUCAGACAUUGUAAUAUCCAGAAAUAAUAAUUUUGUUAAAAAGUAAAAUAUACAAAUAUG